Molecule: messenger RNA, 733 nt
Organism: Phragmites australis (common reed)
Lineage: Eukaryota; Viridiplantae; Streptophyta; Magnoliopsida; Poales; Poaceae
Product: protein SENESCENCE-ASSOCIATED GENE 21, mitochondrial-like
Exons: 1
Coding region: 124-423 (99 amino acids)
Biological process (GO): response to stress
Cellular component (GO): mitochondrion
Source: RefSeq, a predicted model, not a curated record
UCCGCUGCUCGUCGUCCUAUCACAACAAUAACACGGCUCACACGCGCAGUGUAGCGGAGGAUAGCAGAGCAAGGGAGAGAGCAGAGCGCCAUCAGCCGUCCGAUCCUUCUCCGAGUUGAUCCGAUGGCUCUCGCUCUCUCCGGCUCCGCUCGCGCCGUGCUGGCCUCGCUGGCCCCGACGAGGGCGGCGGCCGCGAGGGGCUACGCGGCGUCGACGGCGUCCGGCGCCAUGAGGAGCGCGGCGGCCUCGGCGGACGGUGCGGCCGCGGGGGAGGCCAAGGAGGCCGGCCGCGGCGCCGCCGCCGAGGUCUCGUGGACGCCGGACCCCGUGACCGGCCACUACCGCCCGGCCAACUGGGCCGCCGCCGUUGACCCCGCCGACCUCCGGGCCGCGCACCUCGCCCGCACCUAUGCCCGGGCGUGAGGCGACGGCCUUCCUGAAACUAUUAUGGAUCUGAUAUGUACGAGGGGAGGUUGGCGCGCGCUCUGGACCGCGGCCGGCCGGCUUCUCGGAGUGGAGUUCUCUCGGUUGGUCGUCGUGCAACGUAACGGCGCAUUAUCUUGCGCGAGCAGCGAGAGAUACAGAGGAUGAUCGGCCUCUGGUCGUCGUCGUCGUCGUGUGUGUGGGCUGGAUGCCCUGUUCUACUUCUACCAGUACCAGAUGUAACAGCGAGCAGGGUUUUACUGUUUUACUACUUCUGCUACCAGUAAUAAAAGUCGUUUAGUUACUAAUA